GUGGGGGAGGAAGAAUCCGAGAAGCCAACUAGAAGCAUCAGUUGUUGCUGUAACUCACUGAUGGAGACUUCGAACCGCAGUUUGGUUAUUUUCUAUAUCAACAGAGCUGCCUUUAUGGAGUCGGACGGAUUGCUCUGGCUACUGCGAAGAUAGUAUCCAGAGGAAUUCUUAAUCAGUUGGCAAUGAUGUGGUCUUCAGUUUUUGUUUUACAUAGCCUACCUACAUUUGUUCUCAGCUGACACAUUCUAUGAUUUGUGUGAGAAGGUAUUUGGUGGGGAAUUUCUUGCUCUUGAAUUGAAUGAAGGUAUCUUUCAAGGUGAGAUGGUGUGAUACUCUUUCUACAACUCUACGACUGAUUGUGUUAUGAGAACCAACUCACCAGGAUAUAAAAACUCUCAAGAACAACCGGUUUUGAACUCAUGUCCUCCAUAGGAGCUGCAAUGAAUUAAAGGGAGCUAAAGACAAAUCCUUUGGUUUUGUUCCGGAAGUUUACAAAGCAGUCAACCAUGAUUGCUAUAAGAACCAAAAGGAGCUUUGUCAAAUGUGAUACCCUUUAUUUGUACUAGCAUCCAACUCUAAUAAAGAAAAGAAGAAAGAACGUGUGAGAGUUGCAGAAACUUUGCCAAAUUUAUAACAAUUAUUAUUAGAAAACAUUAUUAUAAUUAUUGUUGUUGUAAUUGUUAAUGACAUUACUAAUAUUUGUAAUUGAUGUGUUAUUCCAGGAAUAUAUCAAUAUUUUCUGAUGGUCAAAUUUUUUAAAGCAUUUGAAGAAAAGACAGGCAUUAUCACCAUAACAAAAGCAAAAUGACACAAAAAUGAGAUUUUAUUCAAAGAUGAUUAUAUUUUUAUUUUAGUUUUUAUUUCUGUUAUUAUUUAUAUUAUUGUUAUUGAUGUUGUUUUUGUCAACAUUUGCAAGAAAUAUUCUCCAAUCUUUUAUUUAUUCUUCUCAUUAAUUCCUGAAAAAAAUCAUAAAGAAACUCAGUUCUCAAGAGAAGGAAAAUAAGUAUUAAAAAGUACAGAAAUAUAACCAACAGUAAAAUUAAAAUUGCCAGAAAACAAAGAAAGAAAGACUCCCUAGAAUUUACUUUAACAUCAGAGGAUAAUCUACAAGAGUGGUAUCUGUCACACUUAGUGUGACUCAACAUGAACAUCUUUGAAUCUAUGAUAUCUGUCCGAUACUUGAUUGCUUCAGUUUUGUGUGCCACAUGUUGUUCAAUGCCACAUCUUGUCGACCUAAUUACAGGAGCUGAACACAAGCACCACGGUUCCACUACACAGAGUUCAAACAACAACAGUGGAGCAAGUUCCAACAACGAACAAAGUCACAAGUCCUUCUCCUCACCGUCCACCUCUCAAGAGACUCAUCGACAGUCAAAACAAUAUUCAGAGACUAUUUACCAUCACUAUGCCAAAAUUGGCCAAUCACUGGAUAGACAACCUCAACAGUUAAAAAUUGGCGCCUUAACGGAUACACUGUCAAACAACCAGCAAAUUGAUAACAGAACAAUGACAAACAUAAACCUGUCUUCCAUGCCAUUUUCAUCUUCAUCAAACAUGUCUGUCAACAAAACAAUAGUCAAUGUAUUGGGUUCGAUAUCUGUCAACAACAGCAGCAAUGUCACUCAAGUUGAAGAGGACUUGCCGGUAGCGUCCAUGUCACCCCCGGAAGACAUCGCCGUACACAAAGACUUACCCCUUCCUUUGCUCAUUGCCAGCCCUGUAGCAGCAGUGAGCAUCAUCAUUUUCGUGUGCAUCGCCUACUACUGCCACUCAUCGCAGCUGGACGCACGUGCACGACAAUUAGCUCUGAAGUACGCUGUCAUCUCAACAGAGCCACCAGUCUGCAGCCGAGGGGUGCCAUCCACUUCCAGUGUCGACAUGGACCUCAUCAGAAAGCCCUCAUUGCGACCAAGUACUAGUAGGACUUCAACUCCUAACCAGACCCCAGAUGGUUCAAAACGAGGCAGCAUCAACUGGGUUGCUAUUGGUGACCAGGAAGUCAUAACUUAUACAGCAGCACGACGACAUUCCACAUUCAUUCUAUAAACACUUUCUCAUAUAUCAUCAUCAUCAUCAUCAUCAUCAUUAUCAUCAUAAUUAUUAUUAUCUAUUACUCUAAGUGAAUGCAGACGGCCAAAACAAUAGUAUAUCACAAUAAUUACAUAAAUGUUUAAUUUCCCUCUUGGUUUUCCCUUUAAAUUUGUAACAGGGUCAAUUCUAAUUGUAUUUUCCAGUACACCAGUAUCAAUAAACUAAAUACUUCUCCUACCCUUUAAAUAUGUGGCCUUGGGCAAAUGUGAAAAAUCAUCAGCAUUAGCACCAUCAUCAUUAUCAUCAUCAUCAACAUCAUCAUCAUCAUCAUCAUCAUCAUCAUCAUGUUUAUUAUUAUUAUUAUUAUUAUUAUUAUUAUUAUUAUUAUUAUUAUUAUUCCGCCAAGGUCAACUUUACCUUUCAUCCUUAUGGGGUCGAUAAAAUAAGUACCAGUUGUGUAAUGGGGUCGAUGUACUCGACUAUCCCCUCCCCUAAAUUUCAGGCCUUGUGCCUAUAGUAGAAAGGAUUACUAGAAAUCAUCAUCAUCAUUAUCAUCAUCAUCAUCAUCAUCAUCACCAUCAUCAUCAUUAUUAUCAUUAUUAUUAUUAUUAUUAUUAUUAUUAUUAUUAUUAUUAUUAUUAUUAUCAUUAUAUUAAGGUGGCAUUACAUUCUCAGUUCAAGUUCUGCCAAGGCCAACUUUACCUUUCAUCCCUCUUAGGGUGAUAAAAUAAAGUACCAGUUUACGUACUGGGGUCAAUAUAACUGACUAGUCCCCUACCGCAAAUUUCAGGCUUUGUGCCUAAAUUAGAAAUAAUUACUAUUAUUGCAAUUAUUAUUGUUAUUAUCAUUAUUGUGUUUUCACCCAUUUGGAUGGACAUGCUUUGGUUCAUUCCAUGAAAUUUCCAUUUUAUACUAUGUGCAGCUGAAGAAAAUUAUUUCUUUUUGAAUAAUUUUCUUCAAAGAAUUUUUCUGGAACAUUUUGGAUGUUUCCCUAUACUAGGAAGACACAAGGUCUGUCAGUUUUGGACAUUUUUAAGCAAUUAUAUUUUGUUUACAUUCGACUUAAAUGGCUUCCUGCCAGAAAAUAUAUAAUGCCCACGAAAAUGAAAUGAAUGUAACAACACGCAAAAAAAAAAAAAGAAAAGGAUAAAUUAAAUAACACAGCAGGAUAUAUAUAGAUUCAUGUGGAAAAAAAUAUCAACUUCUUGACAGAAAAAAGUGACAAUGAUUCUAACAAUUCCAAUCAUAUGGUUAACAACAUCAAUAACAAUGGACACACCACACACACACACACACAAACACUUUUUUUGUCAAAUGCAGAUAUGAGUGAAAUCAGCUUUUCUUUUAUUAACACCACCAGUAACAGACAGAUGCUGCACAUUCAUCACCUUGUUGGGAAAAAGUUUGCUUGAAAGAGUUAUGCGACCCAAAAGGGAAAGUUUUUUUGUCACACCUCUUUAGCAAUGAGUGUGAGAGGAGGAAGAUUACAUAUCUCUUCAUUGCCAAGAACGGGGAAAAUUUCUUUAUGUCUCCAAGGGAACAAUUGCAGUUCUCCCUAACUGAGAUGUGGAAUGAUAUCUCCUCUAUUGGUCAGGGUAGAAAUUAUAGGGCCUUGUGCCUAGUUUUCAAAACUGAUGAAGAGAAGUGUAAGGCACACUGGUACUACAGGUAUAUAAGUAAGGAUCAUUUGAGAGUUUUCUAUUCUGAAGAACUUGAGAAACAGUGAAAAGGAGACCAGCUGAGCCAACAACAACAACAGCAAGUCCCAGAACAAUUUUCAAAGUACCACCAGUUGCACCACUGCUUGCAACUCUGAGGAUUAUUGAAAAUAAUUUCAUCAUCAGUCCCAGAAGCUGCCAAUCUAGUGCCACACUCUAAGUAUUUUAUUUUUAACUGUCCCUGACAGUUUCCCACUUUUCUCUAGUCUUUAUCACCUCUUCAUUAUUGCAGAGCAAUGGGGCAAGACUGAAGCUCAGAGUUUUUGGCUUGUCAUGUUCUGGCAUAUGAGGCACCUGAGCUUCUCAGUAUCCUACUUCAUUAACAGCCUCUGGUGCUGAUGGUACUGAAGGUGAAACAAUUUUGUUUGCUUUCCCUGUCUAUCCUUGGGACUAUAUUUCAGUGCUACUCUCAAAAUUGCAGUUGCAGAAGAAGUAGUCAUGGUUUUCACUUCAGUGACCUACUGUUGUCUUAUUCUUAAUCUUCUUUGAGGCAGAAAGUUCUUAGUGGCCUUUACCACUACACAUGUAGAAACUGAGCUCUCUACCUAUGCAGCAGCAAUUUGGUUGACCUGUUUACUCCUUUAAUGGAUUUCAACUCCAGUAUAUCUUACGGUCAUUAAGAGUCAUCUUGACCUCCAGGUCCAUGUAGAUCCAUCCAGCUAUUUGCUGUGAAUCAUCUCCACACUCACUACAUCGUUGUUGCCCUGAGAUGAAGAUAAACCAAUGAUUAAAAUCCAUGUCAGUAUCUCUGGUUGUGAUCCUCUUGUAUUCCUAAGACCCAUAUUUGGCAGUAAUAGUUUGUGUGCCAAUAUGUACUACACCAGUUCUACUUCUCUCUCCUCUGUCUCCUCACGUGAUUCCCAUUCUUAAAGACCAGCAAACACUUCUGUAUAUUCUGCCUUGGUCAAGGGAGCACAGUCUGCCACACAUCAGUCAGAAAUUCCUUCAGAUUUUCUUUUGAGGGCGUAUGGUAACCUUCCCCAUUGUUUCAAAAACAGAGGUAUGCUAUCUUCUAUCUCUUCCUUUCCAUUAUUUGUUUCAACAUACCCCGUCCAUUCCUUCUCCUUUUCACUGAGCUGGCUCAAAUCAAGUUGCUCAUAUUGUCCCACAUUUAUAGACUGUGUUGUUUGUGGUGGUGAUACUAGUGGUAAUGAUGUUGCCAUUGUUUGUACUUUUCCUUUCAGAAUAGUAUUUUUAAUACUAUUCUUAUUGUGUCUUCCAUUGUACAAAAUUAAGUGUUUAAGCUUCAAGCUGUCUCUUUGAUCUGUUACAUCAUCUGGUUUUGUUUUGUUUGUUUUUUAUCUCCUUUGAAAUUUUGUUUUUCAAUUUGUUUCUUUUUAAAAUUUUGGGGACAUGUUUAUGUUAUUGAGGCUACUGCUACCACAUUUGAUGUAAACAUCUCUUCCUGCUAGUUAUAGCCAUCUUGCAAUGCAUAUUAAUAUUGUAAAUGGCUAUUUACCAAAAAUAGUUAAACAUCUAAUGACAAACCUUUCUGCUGUUCCAGUUAAUAGGGAUGACUCUCAAACAAUCCAAAAACUUUCUGUUAAAACUAGAACAAAAAUAUUACUUGUCUUCAUAAAGUAAUCCAGUUUCAAAUUAUUUUUCACAGAAAUCUCUCAUCUCAGAGGCAUCCAUUUUCUUCAGCAUAAUAAUAAUAAUAAUAAUAAUAAUAAUAAUAAUAAUAAUAAUAAUAAUAAUAAUAAUAGUAAUAAGGGGCAAGCACUGUAAAGUUCCUUAUAACUUAAAUUCACGAAAUGAUUUUGAUUCCUGAUCAAAGCUAUUUUUUCAUUUCCCUGACACUAUGCAUGCUCUUAGGAAAGACACAACCAUCACAUAUGUUCAUUAUCCCUUUCUUAAAAAGAAAAACAAAAUAGACAACCUUUAUGCCUUGUCAAAGAAAAAUUAAAUAACAAUAGUAACAAUAUUCUUUAU
Messenger RNA from Octopus bimaculoides (California two-spot octopus), 5681 nucleotides. RefSeq lists its product as uncharacterized. The record is from RefSeq and is a predicted model, not a curated record. NCBI's taxonomy places the organism in Eukaryota, Metazoa, Mollusca, Cephalopoda, Octopoda, Octopodidae.